Molecule: messenger RNA, 1847 nt
Organism: Eruca vesicaria subsp. sativa (arugula)
Lineage: Eukaryota; Viridiplantae; Streptophyta; Magnoliopsida; Brassicales; Brassicaceae
Source: the annotation of a GenBank genome assembly
AUGUCGAUGAUGUUCCCAUCAUUUCAGCUCCUAGAGCUGAACAUAAUCUCAGCUCAAGACUUAGCUCCCGUCUCCCGCAAGACCAAGACUUACGCGGUCGCAUGGGUCCACCCCGAACGUAAACUCACCACACGCGUCGACUACAACGGCGAAACAAACCCAACAUGGAACGACAAAUUCGUAUUCAGAGUCAACGACGAGUUUCUCUACUCAGACACUUCAGCCGUAGUCAUCGAAAUCUACGCUUUGCAUUGGUUCCGAGACGUCCACGUAGGCACAGUCCGUGUCCUCAUCAGCAACCUCAUCCCUCCUACUCGUCGUCCAGGGUACAGAACCAACACCAACGAGUACCAUCGCACGCCACCUCAAGGGAUGAGAUUCGUCGCGCUUCAAGUUCGUCGUGCCUCUGGUCGUCCUCAGGGGAUUCUCAACAUUGGUGUUGGAGUACUUGAUGGUUCCAUGAGAAGCAUGCCUCUCUAUACACAUAUGGACUCAUCUGCUGUAGGGUAUAGAGAUCUUCUUGGUGAAGAGGAUCGUCAUCUACAACAUUUGCAUUUAAAUAGUAACAAAGGAAGCUCCAAGAAUCCACAAUCUCCGUCUUCUAGGCAGUUUCAAUCUGUUGUCUCUAGACCAGAGCUUCGUCGUACAAAGAGUGAUACAAGCUCAAUGGUUGUUUCUGAUCUCUUAAGCAGAGUUGAACGUAGCCGCCUAGCUAAACAGCCAGCAAGCGCAUUAGUAAGCAGCGAAGAAUUUGAAACUGAACCAACCACUACGGAUACUGAUGCCACGGAGAUAAAAGAAAAUGGACCUACUAAUAAAGUCAUUAAGCAUAUAUACGAACCAGACUUCAUAGAUCCGGUGGUAACGAAAAGGGAGAGUCAUGACGUGUCAUACCAUCAUUCGUCACGUAAAACACCUAAGAAAGUGACAAUUAACGUCGAGAAACAUAGACCAGUUAAGGCUAGAGCUUCGCCGUACUUAUCAAGACAUGGAACGCCGUUGAGAUCUAACAUCGUCGCAUCUUCUCCAAUGCCACCUAACGGAGUUAGGUCAACACCAAUGAGAUCAAAAAUUGUCGCCAUGUCUCCCAUGCAUCCCAACAUGACUCCCAUGCAGACUCCUAUGCGUUCCAACAUGACUCCCAUGCAAACUCCUAUGCGUUCCAACGUGCUUAGAUCAACACCAAUGAGACCAAACUACAUGUCCACACCGAUGAGGACAUCGAACUUAGCUGGGAGAAGAAUCAUAACCCAGUCGGAGUUAGGUCCAUCACCAUCAGAAGUAGCUGAGAAGAUCGCAAAAGAGAGGUCUCACGACACGGAAAGCUCAAUACUCAGCGAGUGGAGCAUCGAUGAAACUAGCGUGGAAGGGUUACGUUCGAAACUCCAGAGGUGGCGUACGGAGCUGCCACCGUUGUAUGACAUAGGAUCAAGCCAAGUAAGCAGCACUGAGUACGACGGUUCGAUUGUCCCAGCAGGAGGGAGAAGUUCAAGACGGAAAACUCCAGCGGUGAAGAAGCAUAGUCGUAGGCAUACAGAAGGAGGUAAUGGUCUUUUCUCGUGUUUCAGUAAGAUUUGCGGCGUGGAAUGCAGUUUCGCAUGCGGUGGCGGUGGUGGUGGUGGUGGUGGUGGUGGGGAUCAUGAUGAGUCGAGGAGAGGUAGGGCUGGUCGCGUGCAUCGCACGUACUCUGCUGAUGAUUUGAGCGCUUUGUGAUAUUAAAUAUUUUUGGGUCGCCUGUUAUAUUAUUUUAUUUUUGGAGGGGGGUGGAAAAGUUAAUAUUGGUGAUGAAAACGAUUUGUUUAAUCUUAUAACUGUUGUUGAUAAAUCAUUCAGUAUGAUAUUAAUCG